Messenger RNA from Pogoniulus pusillus (Red-fronted tinkerbird), 2858 nucleotides. It is a transcript of the gene EYA3, whose product is annotated as EYA transcriptional coactivator and phosphatase 3. Gene Ontology annotation, biological process: multicellular organism development; positive regulation of DNA repair; cell differentiation. Gene Ontology annotation, molecular function: protein tyrosine phosphatase activity. NCBI's taxonomy places the organism in Eukaryota, Metazoa, Chordata, Aves, Piciformes, Lybiidae. The transcript is spliced from 19 exons. The record is from RefSeq and is a predicted model, not a curated record. Bases 205 to 1932 code for a protein of 575 amino acids. Gene Ontology annotation, cellular component: nucleus.
GGCCGGGCGCAGGCGUGGGGCCGCCGCCGCCGCUGCCAUGUCCGCCGCGGGACGCGCUCCCGGGCCCGGCCGCGGAGCCGCCUCUCGGUGCAGUUGAAAUACUGAACUUGCUUUGUGGCUUUGGCAAUGAGCAGUGCUGCAGGCUUUGAGGACUGCUGAGGAGCACACAAUUGGAAUCGUGUAAGUGUUAGAAUACUAACACCCAUGGAAGAGCCACAAGACUUACCUGAGCAACCAGUGAAAAAAGCCAAGAUGCAGGAAUCCAGAGAGCAAAGCCUGAGUCAUGUGAGCAGCGCAGAAGUCAGUGACCAGAAGCCUGAAUCUUCAAGCCUUGGUUCAAGCCUUCCCAUGUCCAGUGACAUUAUGACAUGCACUGAUUACAUCCCAAGGCCAGCAAAUGAUUAUACCUCACAAAUGUACCCUGCAAAGCCAUAUGCACACAUCCUGUCUGUACCUGCCUCGGAAACCAUCAGCCCCUACCCUGCUCAGGCUCAGUACCAAGCCCUACAGCAGUCUCAGCCCUACACCAUCUACCCCCAGACCACCCAAACCUAUGGACUACCUCCUUUUGGUGCACUGUGGCCAGGUAUGAAACCUGAAAGUGGUUUAAUUCAGACUCCAACUGCAAGUCAGCACAGUGUUCUUACCUGCACUACAGGCUUAACCACAAGCCAGCCCAGCCCAGCACAUUAUUCUUAUUCCAUGGAAGCAUCAACCACCAGUGCCAGCCCAGCCUCCACCGCCUCCACCGUGGUCAAUGUUUCCACAUCGGCAGUAGCCAGCAUCUCACAGGAGUAUCCUACCUACACCAUCCUUGGCCAGGGGCAGUACCAGCCGUGCUACCCCAGCUCUGCCUUUGAGGUCCUACCAGCAGCAGACAGCAGUGCAGAUGGCACAGCAGUGGCGGCAGCGCCGUACCCCAGCGACAAGCCUGGCGCCGUGGUGCCCACACAGAUGGUGCAGAGACAUUCCUCUGGAGACGCCUCCACAAGCCCUUCAUUGUCAAGAGCAGCAGCAGCAAGUAAAGAGUUAGAUGAGCAGGCAAGAAAAAACACCCCUGGGAAGAACAGAGGGAAGAGGAAAGCAGAUACCUGCUCUUCACAGGACAGCGAGCUGGAGCGAGUGUUCCUGUGGGACCUGGAUGAGACCAUCAUCAUCUUCCACUCGCUUCUCACAGGCUCCUAUGCCCAGAAAUACGGCAAGGAUCCCACUCUAGUGAUUGGCUCAGGUCUGUCGAUGGAGGAGAUGAUUUUUGAAGUAGCUGAUACUCAUUUGUUUUUCAAUGACCUGGAGGAGUGUGACCAGGUGCACAUAGAGGAUGUGGCAUCUGAUGACAAUGGCCAGGACUUAAGCAACUACAACUUCUCCACGGAUGGCUUCAGUGGCUCGGGCAGCAGUGCCAACCACAGCUCCUCGGUGGGCGUGCAGGGCGGCGUGGAGUGGAUGAGGAAGUUGGCCUUCCGCUACCGCCGCGUGCGCGAGGUCUACGACAAGCACAAAGCCAACGUGGGAGGCCUCCUCAGCCCACAGAAGAGGGAAGCUCUGCAGCGGCUAAGGACCGAUAUAGAAGUGCUCACAGAUUCCUGGCUGGAAACUGCAUUGAAGUCUCUGCUGCUCAUACAGUCCAGGAAGAACUGUGUGAACAUCCUGAUCACCACCACCCAGCUGGUGCCAGCUCUUGCCAAGGUUCUGUUGUAUGGCUUGGGAGAGGUGUUCCCCAUCGAGAACAUCUACAGUGCUACAAAAAUAGGCAAGGAGAGCUGCUUCGAGAGGAUCGUGUCGCGCUUCGGGAAGAAGGUCACCUACGUGGUGAUUGGGGACGGCCGUGACGAGGAGGUGGCAGCCAAGCAGCACAACAUGCCUUUCUGGAGGAUCACCAACCAUGCAGACCUGGUGUCCCUUCACCAAGCCCUCGAGCUGGACUUCCUGUAAGAAGCUGGCACAGGGGUGUGACUGCAGCUGCUGCCAGCCCCUCCCCAGUGCUGGGGGGCAGAAAUCUCACACGUUUGGGAACUCAGCUUUUCAGCUUGAUGAAGAAAACAAACCCAAUGCCAACUGUACAGCAGAAGGUGGCUCCAGGGCAUUUCCUCAGGCCCUGCCAAGUACAGAGGUGUCCUCCAGCAAGGCACCAGACUCAGCAACGCUGGAGCUCGUCUGAAGGAAUAGACUGGGAGAUGCCAGCUGGGUUCCUGGAGCAGGCAGUCUCCAGAGGGGGUGGUACCACAGCAAAAGUAUUUGUCAGAGCCUUCUCCUUUCUAUUCAGUGUAGUUGUAGGACCCAAGUGCACAGAAAUCCUUAUUUUUAUAGAAGAAUUCCUGGCGGCAGAGCUGAACCCUCCCUUGUUUUGCAAAGCCAAAAAGAGCUGUGGGUUUUUUAUGGGAAAUGUUGCUGAAGGUGUCAGAAAUACCUCUCUGGCUGUGUCCUCCCUCCUCCCCCCACUGUUCAGAGCAGUUAAUUUAUUACAAUGUCCUUAUGUUGUCUCCUCAGUGUGGGCUUACUGGAAAAUAGGUAAGGGAAUGUUUCUGGGGUUUGCGGUUCCUUGCAGAGGGCAGUGCUGGGCGCUCUGAAUGGGCAGUGUGUGCCUAGGCCCUGCUGGCAGCAUCAGGUGACUGGAUUCCAGCUGUCCAUAACCCAGAGCCAGACUGGAUUCCAGCUGUCCAUAACCAACAUAAUCCCUGUGAGAGAGCAGAGCUGCCUGUGGGCAGCAGCGCACAGCACUGCAGCAGUGCCCAGACCUGGCCUGACUCCUGCUCUGAACCAGAGAACUAAACCCUCCUGAGUGCUGCAGGGAGGGGGUGGUUGGCAGCAGUCGCCUCUGCUUCUCUGGCUGCCUCUGCGAGUAAAUCCCUUGUAGUGGA